CUGAAAGCAGGUGGAUGUUUGAGAGCACACUUGUUUAUGCUGCGGUGGCGGGGCUCGGUGACAGUGUCCCUGUGGAACUCGGUCAGUUUUAUGACAAGCUUUCAGCAUUGUCAAAACUCUUUUCAAAGGUCACGCAGGUAGAGCUGCAAAACUAAACCGAGACUGGGAGAGAAACUGAACUAUAGAUACAUCUUCCAAGGAGAGUUUCUGAUACUUUUAUUUUGGGGAGUCGCUGGUAAAAGUCCAAGUCCUGGGCGUCACUCACAGGGACAAUGUUACAUUUCAGAACAGCCGCAACGUGCACCAUCGCUGAAUCACCGGAGCCUGUUCGAAGGAGUAACAUUCGAAGGGUCCGGCUGACUCUGCACAGUGAUGGCAACUCGGCCUCCACAAGAGAUGAAACCAAAAGGAGGGGGAAAGCAGAAACGGAAGACAAAACGAGUACAGGAAACAGUCAGAAAAACAAUGCAUUACUCCAAACUGAAAAUGACAGCUCACAAUCAUUAAAACUGCAUCUUUCCAAUGGCUUGGGUUCAGAGCCAUCUCCUCACAGGCGGAUGUACGGAGUGGUGAAGAGAGCAGAUGCAAAUAAGGCCGAGGUGGUUGUGUAUGAAUGGUCAGUUAACCAGCUUAAAGAGGAAAUGAGCUACAUUAAGGAGGUGAGGCAUUCACUGGAGAAAGUCAGACAACAAAUGUUUGGUGAGUUUAAUGGAAUGAAGAAGAAAUUACAAGAACUCUCAAACGAAGUAAAGGCAUCGGAGGCUCGGCAGGAAACACUGCAGAAGGAGGUCAGGAGCAAUACUGCAGCCCUCGAGCAGUGUAGCCAGACGAAUAACUCACUGACAGCUCUGACGGUCGACAUGCAGAGAUCUCUCCUCGAUUCGACAGUGACUGCCAACAAGAGGAGGGAGGAAAUGGAAACACUCCGUAGGAACUAUCACAAAUCACUGGAGGAAAUGAAAGAGAAGGAUCAGCAGAUUGAGAAUGCACAAGCUGAAAAUCAGAUUCUCAAACUCAAGAUAGAAUCUUCUCAGGAAGCCAAUGCCAGUGCAAUGCGGGAUAUGACCAGGAAGCUCUUUGAUCAAUAUGAAGCAAAACUGAAAGAUGCCAAACAACAGCACCAAGCUGAAAUGGAGGCCAUUCAGGCCCGAAUACACCAGGCUGUCCAAGAACUGGAAGAAGCCAAUAAGAAGGCUGCAGCAGCAGAACAGCAAAUAGCAGAAAGGGACCAGAGGAUUCAAGAGCUGGACCAAUUCAUUUCUCGAAUGGAGAAGGAGCGUCACCUCUUACAGCAGAGGCUACAACAACAAGAGAGGCAGCUCUGGCAGCUUCAACAGAGGGAUGAAAUAGAUUCAGGAAACCUCAGAAGGUCCCAGAAACUGGAGGAGGAAGCUGCCAGUCUGAGGGAAAGAAUUCAGCACCUGGACAACAUGGUACACUGUCAACAGAGAAAAGUCAAGCAAAUGAUUGAAGAGAUAGAAAUCCUGAAGAGUAAAAUUGAACAGAAAGAUGUGACAAUUGAGGACUUAAUGGAAAGGAUUUCAUUUUUGGAAGCUGAGAAUAAAGAACUACAGGACAAAUUGGACUAUAUGAUGUCUCUGGGUCAACACAAAACAGUGGAAACCAGUGAUCAAGCAGUCUCAUGUGAUAUUCCCCUCAGGAUUAUUCCGGUAAAAGGCAAGCAACAUGUGACCACUCCAUAUUUGAGGUUGAUGGAAUUAAGUGAACAGAGACAGACACACUGAAUGUGUUGCCUUUUUACAUUAUCCAUGUGAGUGGAGCUGCCCGACAGACACGCCUUUGGGCACUGAGGAGCUGGUGCUACUUUGAGCUGGUUCAACGUGAAUAUGAUUUCUUUAUCAAAAAAAGUGCAAUACCAUUUAAAUCAAAGGCUAAAAGGCCUCUGUACAAAUCAAUUAACUUCAGGCAGUCUCUAUUUUACAAGUGAGUUAAGUAAAAGAAAAACUAUUUAUUAUUGAUGUAUAUAUUUUGUAAUAUAAUGUGUUAUGCUUAUUUAGGAACUGUGUUAAUCUUAUAAAUAUGUAUAGAGAGAGCAUGAUAUUUAAUGAGAAAAAAACAUAAAAUGAUCUUACAAAAUUAAUCUCCAGAUAUUGAUGUCCUAUAAAUAUGUACAGAUAAAUAAAGGAAGUUAAUGCCAUGUAAGCUACUGCACAUUGUCCAAUACUACAAUUGAAUGUGACUAUCACAGCUUUGCCAGAGGACACUCUCCUCGUUCCUAUUAUAACUGAAUAUUAUAUAAUAUAUAAGCUUACAUUCUUCAUAGGACCAUGAUAUGUAUGACUUAUUGUACUGAAUUGUAAUUUCUACUGAAAUCUUUAUUAAUGGAAUAGAAAUGAAUUAGGUCAAUUUUGGGCCGUCUUGAAAACUGGUUAAUUUGAAAUUUCAUCAUUUGCAUUCUGUCCAACAGCAGGGUAAGCAGAGAGGAGGAACCUAGAAAGGAGCAAGAAUGACGUUUUGAUGGUCCAAAGUAUUUCAAAAUGCAGCUUUUGUGUAAAUAGUUGAGCGACUGAGCCCUGAAAUUCUUCCCUUCUCGGCUAGCAGCUCAAUUUGCUGAAGCAGGGGGUUUGGGGUUUGGGGAAGGGAAUACACUGAGUGUCAAGCCUUUUUCUGCUUGUACCAUAUUCCACUGGAUAUAGGAAGAGACUGUUAACUGUAACGGAGGUUGGACCCAUGACCAGCUGCCACUAACAGUAAAUAGGUUACAUUGAUACACCAAACUGGCAUGUUACAGUUAAAAUAGACAUUUCUCAACUCAGAUUAUAACAGGCUGGCAGUUUUCUUCAGAAAGGAUCAUGUAAAACAACACAGUUGUAUCAGUUUGGGAAGAAACCAAAUCCUGUGCAUGUUAUUCCAGUUUGUGUGCUGAUGUCACACUGCGUGCUUCAUUGGUCUGAUAGCAAAUUCUACAGCUGUAGAGCAGUUAGUGAAAAUAAGGAAAUCUUUCCACCCUUCAUGUUGUUAUAUUUUCCAAAAAACAGGUGGACUAGCUGUUAAUGAAGGCUGGAAAACUCAACACAUUUACAUGUUGUGUAGGCAUCCAUUUCAUUGAUGAACACAUGCAGAAACUUCCCACCAAAUUCCUGAUGAAUCAUUACUAAUUAGGCAGCAAGAACAGGUGCACAUUAAAAUUUCCCACAAGCCGCUAAUAAAUCUGCAUUAAUUAACUGAUAGGAGUGAGGAUAGAUUCAUUCCGAGCAGUGGCAGGAGUUGGACAGAGUUUUCUCAUGAGAUUUUUGAUAACUUGGGGCCAUCGAGUUGAGCCAAUUUGCAAAACUACAGUACAAACUUUCAAAUGGUGCUCAGGAUUUCAGAUGCCGGUUGGGACCUUGGAAUCGCGAGGCUUUCUGGUCCCUGACUCCAGUCUGAUGGCAAUAUGUAUAUGCAAGGCUAGUUCCGGACACAAGUGUUAGGACUGGGCAAGAGUUGUGUAGGUGAGGAAAAGAGAAGCAAUCUGGGAGCAAGUCCCAUUUAAGGGCAAGGAGCAAAGCUGGCUGUAGGUGCUGUUUGUUAAGGUCAUAGAGGAUGAGGCCACAGCUGUGGUAAAGAAGGGCAUCCACCUCACCACCUCACCCCCAGGUUUGAUUAAACCUUCAGGUCAUGCUGGGGGGUUUAACCACUCGCAGGAGCAUUUCCAGUUCCUGCCAUUUUUGGAGCACGAUCUUCCAACUUUGUCUUGAUCCGCACUGUGUCUUUCUUGUCCAGUGAUCCUCUGUAAUUUGCUGCUGCUGCUCAUUCCUCUUUCCUCCUGCAGGCACCGAGGAUUGUCUCACCUUCUGUCUUUCUUGCUGGGGGCAGCUGUAAGCCUCUGGGCUGAUGCUGACUAUAGCCCCUACACUGGAGCCACCUCUUCCUUCAUGUGGGUUACCAAUGUCACAUCAAUCCUGAACCCCCAUCCAGUCAAAUAUCAGACAGUGCCUCUGGAGAGAGCUAGUAAUAGCUCAAUCAGAGCCCUUCUAACAUAUGAGACAAGUUCCCUCUUCUACAUCCCCUGGGUAAGAUUAAUUUAUAGGGGAAAUUGAGGACUGCAGAUGCUGGAGAUUGGAGUUGAAGAGUGUGGUGCUGGAAAAGCACAGCAGGUCAGGCAGCAUCCGAGGAGCAGGAGAGUCGACGUUUUGGGCAUAAGCCCUUCAUCAGGAAUCAAAGUUAAUUUAUAACCUAAUCUAAAGGAGCAGCUAAGUGAUAGGAUCCCAAUAUAUGGGAGAUUCACAUUCAGUUUGAAGGGAGGAUGAUCUCAUGGCAUUGUGGCACUGUCCCUAAUUCUGAGCCAGAAGGUCCAGAUUCAAGUCCCACCAUACUGAACAGGUUGAUUAGAAGAUACAUUCAGUUUGAAGAGAGAAGUGUGGGAUUAAGAUGAGUCGAUUAAAUCUAACUAAAAGUAGCUAUAAGGGUAUGAAGGCAGAGGUGGACAAAGUAAACAGUGAAACUAAAUUGAAUGGUAGGGUGGUAGAGCUGCAGUAUAAAAUACCUUAGAAAACCCAAACAAAGCUUCAUUGCUGUGAGAAAGAAAGACUCUUUAAAAAGAAUGCAUUGAUUGUGGCUAAAUAUGCAAGUAUCGAUUUGGGGGGAGAAAAAAAUUACAAAUCUGCAAAGUUUAGUGUUGGGUCAGAUUUUAAGAACCAGCAAAGAAUGACUAAAACAAAAUUAAUGGGUGUAAGUAGAGGAUAAGAGAAAGCUAGCUUGUAAUAUAGAAAUAGUUGGAAGAGUUUAGAAAGGAAAGGAAUGACUAAAACUAGUUUUGGUCAUCUAGAGAGAGGCUGAAGAAUUAAUAAUGGGAAACAAAGAAAUGGCAAAAGUGUUGAGUAGAUAUUUUGUAAUUUUUCCAACAUAGAAGAUUUAGAAAUGUUUAGAUAAUACUUAAAAUUCAAGGUGAAAUGGUAAGACACAACAACCACUAACACCAGGGAAUAGGCUGGAGAAGCCAUUAAACAGCAUGUAAGAGCUGAUAGUUUGAAAGUAACAUAUUAGCACAGAUAAAGGUUAGGUUAACAAACGGGAAGCAGUGAGUAUUGAUAAAGGAUUUUUUGUUGGAUUGGCGACCUGAAUCCAAUGGAUUACCACAGGGACCAGUUCUCUGCCCUCAACUAUUUUCAUUCUGUAUCAAUGAUUUGAAUGAAGAGACCAAAUAUAUGGUGGCUAAUUUUAGUGGUGUGCCUGGAAAGAGAUAUAGACAGAUUAAAUAAAUGUGAAGAAAGUGAGGACUGCAGAUACUGGGGAUCAGAUCUCCAGCAAUUCCCAGCAACACACUCUCGAGAUUAAGUAAAUGUGCAAGUUUUGGCAGAUGGGCUAUAAUACAGGAAAAUGUGUGUAUUUUCCUUUUUGUCAGGAGGAAUGGAAAAGCAGUAUAUAAUUGAAAUGGAGGGAGAUAGCAUUACCCAAUGGUAUAGAGAACUCUAGGUGUACUCUUUAAGUGAAUCACAAGAAGUUGGUUAUGCAGGUACAAUAAGUUACUGUACAACUGGGAAGGCAAGUGGAAUGUUGGUAUUUGUUCUAAGGGGAAUGAAAGAUAAUAAGAAUGAGGAACUUCCUUGCAGGGAGACCACACCAAAAGUACUGUGUACAGUUGUGGUCUGCUUAUUUGAAAAACAAUUGGUUUGAAUGAGGAUAGGUUCAAAGAAAACUCAUUCUAGUUAUUAUGGGAUUGAAUAGAUUGAGGCUAAACUUGUUAUGGUUUAGAAGAAUGAGAUUUUAUUGAAACAUUGCAUAUUUUAGUAUAGUGGAUGUCAGAAAAAUGUUUCCUCUUGUAAGAAAGAUAAGAAAUAGAGACACAGCUUAAGAAUAAGAGGUCUCCCUUUUAACAUUGAGAUGAAGGGAAAUCUUUUCUAGGGGUCACCAGACUGUGGAAUUCUUUUUCCAGAAAACAAUGAUAGCUAGGUCAUUGCAUUUAUUCAAGACAGAGUGAGGUAGAUUUUUGAUGGAGAAGGGAAGUUAAGGUUUAUUAGUGCAGUCUGGAAAAUGGAGUUGAGACCACAAUCAAAUCAACCAUGACCAUCUUAAAUAGUGGAGCAGGCUUGAAAGACUUACUCCUGCUUCCAGGUCCAAUAUUCAUAAGCUCCAAUGCUCUUAUGUGCUGGUCUUGCAUUAGAAAAUUGGAACAUUGACCCAGCAAGCAGAUCUCCACAGCUAAUCAUCCCCAAUCCCAGCCUCAUCAUUGUGCCUUUUUGCUAUUCUAUAAUAGACUGAUUAUUGUUUUGUUAGUGAAGGAAAUUACAUCACUUCAAACAUCUAGAUCAAAUAUGGUGGGUUCAAUAUAAAGUGUUCAAAGAAAGGAAUUUGGUCCUCCUUUUUUUGAAGAAGGAAAAUAGAAAUUCCAUGGAUCUUUGAAAAUAGAGUCAGGACUAUCCCAGACCUAAAAAUAUUGCUCCCAAUUUCAACCAAUCCCCCUUUCAUCACCAGAAUGGGCAUGCCAGGGUAACAAUUUCACCAUUUGGGACACUUCUCAUUGAUAUGAGAAGGGUGCAGAGAGACAGAAAAUUUCAUAACUUGAGAAUGAAAAUGCAGCCCUUUGUACCUAUAUUUUGUUCAAUGUUUUGUAAUGUUUGUAAAUGUUUGUAUCAAAAGCUAGUAACAGUUUUCAUAAAGUAUACAAACCAAAGAUACAACUAUGUAAUAAAAAGCUGUUGGAAUUUGAAA
Molecule: messenger RNA, 6651 nt
Organism: Hemiscyllium ocellatum (epaulette shark)
Lineage: Eukaryota; Metazoa; Chordata; Chondrichthyes; Orectolobiformes; Hemiscylliidae
Gene: myzap
Product: myocardial zonula adherens protein
Exons: 14
Coding region: 273-1745 (490 amino acids)
Biological process (GO): maintenance of ER location; intracellular signal transduction
Cellular component (GO): nuclear envelope; intracellular anatomical structure; RNA polymerase II, holoenzyme
Source: RefSeq, a predicted model, not a curated record